Punctularia strigosozonata HHB-11173 SS5 is the source of this 1029-nucleotide messenger RNA. RefSeq lists its product as uncharacterized. Bases 1 to 1029 code for a protein of 342 amino acids. Lineage: Eukaryota; Fungi; Basidiomycota; Agaricomycetes; Corticiales; Punctulariaceae. The transcript is spliced from 3 exons. The record is from RefSeq and is a predicted model, not a curated record.
AUGGCCCUGCCCCAGUAUUCCACUUUCUUCAAUCUCGGCCUGUCCGCCACCAGCGCCGGCCGCGACGACCACUUUGCCCCCCGGCCCAACGCGGACAAGUACCUUUCGUUUUUGUCGCUCGACCUCGCCGAGCCCGCGACCGCGUUCGUGCCCUCGCGCGUCUCGCGCCGCGACUCGCAGGUCCUCCCACUGCCCCACAAGCGAAGGGCGUCCUACGACUCCGACGUGCUUGGAGCCCGUCCUUCUUCUCAUCUUGGUCCCCCGCCUCCAUAUAGCCCUGGUCCCUCUUCAGAGUCCCGUGCCACGCUCGUACCGUCCCGCUCGCCGUCCCUGCGCGCCGUCCCUAGCCCGAAGCCUGCACCUUCGUCACCUCUGCCGUCAUGGCCCUCACCCUCUCAAGUCCCGCCCCUCACCCUCUCCUCCGUUUGGGAAAACUCCUCCUCCGAGUCCGACAGCGACCAAGAGGACGACGUCGUGUAUAGCAUGCCCGCGACUCAACGCCAUUCGUCUCGUCCGUCGCGGAACACGGUUCCGCGGCCGGUAUCCGGUAUGACCUGGUCGACCGUCGCGUCUCCCCGUCGCCGUCACGCCAGCCGCUCCGAGGCGUUGGCCCUCCUCGAGGGUCGCGGACGCUUGAACAACCUCGUCCGCACCCGAUCGAGCAAGCAACGCAGCAAUUUCAUGAACAUGUCCGACGAUGAGGCCGACGACGAGCAUGACGAAGCCGAAACCGACCCGGCGGCGGACACCAAAGUGCCGGCCCUUUCGAGGAUAUUCACACCCGAGAUCUCGCUCUCCUUCCCUGUCACUCCCGGAUACCUCGACAAAGACUCGUCCCCAGCACAGGCACGAACGAAGAAGCCGCGCCAUCGCUCGCGGCGCUCCACCCGCGGGCAGAAACUACCCUUGCUUCUGCCAAAAGGACUCAAUUUCAUGGACCUCAACGCGGACGUCGACGAAGACACCGCGUCGUUCGUGCUGGACCUAGGCGCUUGGCUGAGCGACGACGCUUCCAUCGCCGCUCAGUGA